Molecule: messenger RNA, 648 nt
Organism: Macroventuria anomochaeta
Lineage: Eukaryota; Fungi; Ascomycota; Dothideomycetes; Pleosporales; Didymellaceae
Product: Mog1p/PsbP-like protein
Exons: 2
Coding region: 1-648 (215 amino acids)
Biological process (GO): protein import into nucleus
Cellular component (GO): nucleus
Molecular function (GO): small GTPase binding; guanyl-nucleotide exchange factor activity
Source: RefSeq, a predicted model, not a curated record
AUGUCGUUCACAGAAACUCCCCUCUACGGCGGCGCCAUCACCGUCGACCUGCCAUCCAAUUUUGCCGACACAAGGUUCGUUCUCAGAUUUCCUUUAGCCUCAUUCCAAGUCCCCUCCACAUCCCGCACAUCAGCAACACGCCAGCUAAUAUGGCAACAACACAGCCAGAUCCGGGAAGUGCCGGACCAUCAGGAGGUUUACCUAGACACAAACGGCUACUCAUCCAUCGUUUUCGAGAUACUUGAGUAUCAGGAAAAGGGCAGCGACGAAGCGGCGCUGCAGUACCAUUUUGCCGACCUCAUCGAUGAGGAAGACAGCACGAAUGUACUUGAGCAGGGGCAUGCCGCGAUGGCGAAGCUAAACAACAAGCCAGUCUACACACUCCGCUUCAUACAAACACCACCGCCCAACGCGAAUCCCAAUCGCAAGGUGCCUGAGUUCGUGUACAUCCAUCUCAUGCUGCUGCGUCUGAAAGAGCAGGGCACAGACCUUAUGAUAUCUGUCAACAUCCCGCACUACCCUGGCGAGUAUGAGAAGCCCAAGGAGGGCGAGGGUGAAGUUACGCAGUUGAUGAAGGAUAGCGAGAAGAUCAAGGAUAGGAUAUUGGAGAGCUUCGAGAUCAAAGAGUGGGGUCUAUUUGAGGGUUGA